Molecule: messenger RNA, 4353 nt
Organism: Lodderomyces beijingensis
Lineage: Eukaryota; Fungi; Ascomycota; Pichiomycetes; Serinales; Debaryomycetaceae
Source: the annotation of a GenBank genome assembly
AUGUCUGCUAGCAUCAAGAGCAUACUCAAACUUGCCAAGAAUGCAUUGGAACUGAAUGAUCCGGAAUCUGCAUUGCACCAUGCCAAGGAGGUACUCAAGGCGGACCCCGAGUCCUACUAUGGCCACCUUUUCCAAGGUAAAGCACACCAGCUUUUAGGAGAUGGGCAAAAAGCCGCGACGUCACUUCAAAGGGCAACAGCCAUUGAACCUGAAAACCUCCUUGCUUGGAGAGGAUAUUUUCAAGUUGCCAGAAACUCAGAUGAUUACAAGCAGUUUUUUUCCGUUUUAACAUCGCUCUGCUCGCUUUUGAUCCGCCAGGGCAUUUCGGUUGCUGAAGCUUUACAAAAUCUCCGGGAGUACUUGGAAGUACACAACGUCAAGAAAAAUGACCACUUGUACGAAUAUUACCUUCGCAGUAUACUACCGGGAACAGAGUUGGGAAACCUCGUCGGUAGCCUGAUAGAAAACCUGGAGUUUACGUAUAAAAAGCUAGUGGACUUCAAACAGACACACGUGGAGAAGGAAGCAGUAGCCAAAGUGGCCAAGGGAAGGGUCAAAUACGGUAGAGUAUUGACCCUUGCCCAGCAAGCCAAUUUGGAUGCUCUCGCGUGGUCGGUGUAUAACGAGUCCGAUUUGAUCCAGCUAUACAACGAAUUCUUGAACGUCUGCAAUGACGACGGCUUGAGAGCAAAGUACCAGGAAAAGCUCUUGAAGCUCAAGCACGACAUGCUUAAAGUGUGUCCCGACAAGCAGCCGUUGGUCAAGGACAUCCGCGAGUCUGUAGACGACAUGAUUUUGUUGAAAACCAAGAGUCUCUACUGUUGGAAUUUGUACUUUGACUGGAGCGACACCCAGUCAGUUAAUGAUUUGGACGAGGAUCGCAUAAUUGAAUACUUGCAGCUAUUCAAUAACGAAAGUUUAGCGCCGAUUUUGUUUGCCUUUGUCUUGAGCGAUAUCUCGCCUUAUAAUAAGGAAAAAAUAAUCAAAAAGUUGUCAAAGCCAGAACAAACUCAGCCCGAGGCAGCAAAGAGUGCAGCAAGACAAGAAACAGGGAGAGAACAAACAGGAAAAGGAAAAGAAAACAAAGGCCACAAUAGUAAUAAAAACGAUACAAAUUAUAAAAAUGAAGAAGAAGAAAAAGAAAAAGAAGAUGUUGAUGAUGAUGAUGAUAAAGCGUUGAAGGGUUUAGUUGACAGCAAUGAAGAAGAUGUCAGCUCUUUGUUUUUGCCGCAAGAGGAAGUGUUUAAUCUCAUGAUUGAGGGAUACUCCAACGCCAAGAACUCGUUACUAGCCAACAGGAUUAUUGUUUACUUCUACAUCCACCUUCGAGAGUACCACGAGGCUUCAGCAAAAUGCAAAGAUGGAAUCAGAAUCUUGGCCGAGAUCCAGCGAAGUUACGGCGUGGACUUGCAAAAAACCAAAGUUGACUUUUUAUGCUCGUUAGCUGUCAUUUACACUUAUUACGAAGCUCCAAAGAACUACACUAGAGCGCUUCAGUUGUACGAUAAAAUUUUGGAAUCUGAGCCUGACAAUGUGAGAGCCAAAGUCGGAAAAGGGUUGAUAUGCGUGGAGAGGGGAGAACUCGAGCAGGCACGAAGUGUACUCGAGUCAGUCGUUCAAGAGCACCCCGACAAUUUGGAAGCCGAGUCCGAGUACUACUGGUGCCUUGUGAAAAUGGGCAGAUAUCAGGAAGGUCGUUCUGGGUUACAAAAGUUUGUCGCCAAGAUCACAGGCGGUGACUUGCACAGUCGAGAAGUCAGAGCAUUGGCCAACUGGAGGAUAGCGAAGAGUUUGCAUCAAGAAGGAAAUAGCGUUAAGGAGUGCUACGAAUACUUGGUUAUGUCUUUGAAGGACUCGGACGUGUUUGCACCUUCCUAUACCCUUUUAGGUACGUUAUUUGAUGAGGCAUUCGGGGACGCCGAAAGAGCGCAAAAGUGCUUCUACAAAGCGUUUGACUUGGAUCCAAACGAAAUCACGGCGGCCAGGUACUUGGUGGAUAAGGCUACCGCCAAGAAUGAAUGGGAAGUGGCACAGGUGCUCGCUAAAAGGGUGAUUACGAACGAACAGUCGAGGAGAAUGAUUAUGCGAGGAGCUACUCCGGACGCAUCGUGGCCAUACAGAGUGCUCGGAAGUGGCGCAUUGAAUAUCCAAGAUGACGCAAAAGCCGUUGAGUGGUUUCAAAAUGCACUCCGAAUCGACUCCAAAGAUUAUGCCAGCUGGGUGGGUUUGGGGGAAGCCUACUUGAACUGUGGAAGAUACGAGGCUGCCGCCAAAGUCUUUCGACAUGCACUUGAACUUGAACUGGAACUUGAACUGGAACUUGAGCUGGAAUCUGAACUUGACCUUAAACAUAAACUGGACAACACUCAUUCUUGGACAGUGAAGUACAUGUUGGGAAUUGUUUUGUGCGAGAUGAAAGAAUACAACGAGGGUCUUAGUAACCUUUAUGUGGCAUUGGAAGAGAAACCCAACGAGGAGUGCAUUUUAAGUGCGAUUUACGAAGCCAACAUUGAAAACACCAAAAAAUUCCUUCACCUUGGAUUCUUUGGACGUGCAAUCAACGCGAAUCUAAAAGCUAUAAGUUUCAUAAAGCAGUGUGCGUUGCUAAACUCAUCAUCGCAGAAAGUUUGGAGAAGUCUUACCGACAGCUUGAAAGUGUUUAUCAAGAUUCAAGACUAUGCCAACGAAGCACCUUUUGAAGAAGUUGUGCAGCUCUUUACCAAACUCGACUAUGUCGCUAGUGCACCUGGUGAUGUUGAUGAGUUGGAGGACUCCACCAUUUCAAUUUCACAUGCUAUUAAAUUGAAGAAUGGGGGUAAAACAGUGGAAGCGUUGAGCACUCUCACGGUUUUGGCGUCGGCAGCGAGCUUGCACUUUUUGCCUUCCAAGUCGAACAAGGUGUUGAAGGCAACUGCGCUUUACAACUUAGGCUUGGCUCUCUUGGAAGCUUAUCAGCACUUUGGGAGAGUUUCAUACUGUGACCUUGCUAUCCAGAACCUCAAGCAUGCAAUUAAAAUUGAAGGCAACAAUCCAAGCUACUGGAUCGCUUUGGCCAAUGCUUAUUUUGCAUCAAAGCCUCAAAUUGCGCAACACUGCUACAUUAAAGCGAUAUCUUUGGAGGUUAAAGAUGCCGAAAUCUGGGUGAAUCUUGCAGCAUUGUAUUUGAAAUACGGAGACCCAAAGCUUUCGCAAGAAACGUUUCUUAGAGCUCAAUCUGUUGCGCCACAGGAUGCAUCAUCGUGGCUCGGUAACGCAAUUGCUACUGAAACCGUUGGUGAUCUGGAAGGGAAAGCUGCCGACCAAUAUACCCACGCUUUCGUCUUGUCAAAGGGACGUGUCGACUUGGCCCAAUUUUUGUUUGGCUUAUCGGUAAUCACCAACGCUGCCAAUUUGGAUCCGAAAGAUCUCGACGUGGCGCAGAAAUUCAGUAUCAGUAAUCUGGCGAUGCAGCUGUACUUGAAGUAUCGCCCCAAUGACGCCGAGGCUUUGAGCAUUGCCUUGGAAAACUGUGAAAGAUGCAAGGAUUUCAAAACCGGUUUACAGAUUGGGCUCCAUCUUUGCAAAUUGUAUGAAAAGACUUAUGAAGAGACUGAAAGCGAGAAAACGUUGGAAAGAUAUGCAUUGGCAAAAGCCCAAUUGCUGAGAAUAUACUUGGGACUCGGGGACUAUCAAAAGGCGAUUGAAGAAUCAGACACUGCAUCGGAACUCCACCCUAGCUCGAGACUGAUUAUCGCCAGCUCAAGAAUUACUCUCGGCCUCGCGUACUUUUUCACCGACAGAUUCCAAGAGGCAGUUGCUCAAUUGCAGCAGCUCUCGAACGAUUUUGGAGACUCGGCUCAGACCACUUCAUUGAUUGCUCAAGUCUUGUAUACUCAUCAUACACCAGAAAGCAAACAGGCAGCAAUUGACCAGUUGUUUUUCCACAUUGAGACAAACGGGUCGACCUUAUCGGUAGUUCUCACUUUGGGUGCCAUUUCACUUGUUGACAACUUAUCGGAGUAUCUUGAUGCAAUCAAGGAGGAGCUUUUAGGGUUGGACUUGAACGAAAUCAUUGGCGAUUACCAGAGAGAGAUUCCUAAAUUAUUGAGUGAAAUCACUAAGCGGAUGGGCGGCGAAAGUAAACAAAUAUGGUUGAAAUACGCCUAUUUGUUCCCCUUUAGUUAUCAAAUUUGGAAACAUCUCGAUCCCGAAUUGGGUAAGCAAGUGGCGCUCUUGAAAGACAACAAGAUCUCCGGGGUUGAAUAUGCCGAGGCGAUGAGCGCCACUGGAAAAUUGCGCAAUAUCCAGCGAAGCUUGAUGAUGAACCCGACGGAUGCCAAUGCUAUAGAAUCCUUGCAGAUGUGUAUAACUUAG